Molecule: messenger RNA, 2504 nt
Organism: Pundamilia nyererei
Lineage: Eukaryota; Metazoa; Chordata; Actinopteri; Cichliformes; Cichlidae
Product: butyrophilin subfamily 1 member A1-like
Exons: 5
Coding region: 206-781 (191 amino acids)
Biological process (GO): regulation of cytokine production; T cell receptor signaling pathway
Cellular component (GO): external side of plasma membrane
Molecular function (GO): signaling receptor binding
Source: RefSeq, a predicted model, not a curated record
CACGCCCCUAUGGUUUUCUGUCCGAAGGGAGUGAAGCAACCUGAGUCCAGGGUGUCAUCAUUCGGAUUGGAAGUGGUCUGUGUGGCGGGUUUCUUCCUGUAUUUAUUGAAGGACUUUCUUCUCGGAUAUGCACUUCUGAUCUUACACUUGUGCCCAUGCUCCAUUUCCACACCUCAGCUGCCAAUAACCACUCAAGAGGAAGAAGAUGAUUUUCACAGCCCGUUCAAUCCUGUCACCACAAAGAUCGUGCAAAAACCUCUCGAAGAUGUGUCUUCAAAUCUGCAUAUGGCUUUCUUUGGCGCUUACUUCAAUAGUUGACGCUGUGGACUGCAAAAACAUCAUAUGUUCACUUGGCCAGCAGGUCAUUCUGCCAUGUAAUGCUCCUGGAAAUAUGGUAGUCCUCGCCUUGCAGUGGUCCAGACGUGACCUGACAGAAUACGUGCUGCACUAUCGUGAUGACCAACUUGAUCCAGACGACCAGGAUCCGUCUUAUACGGGCCGGGUAAACCUGACCAAUACCCACAUGCAGAAUGGGGAUUUCUCAAUGAUACUGAUGAACAUGACGACUGCUGACAUUGGAACAUACGAGUGUAUAGCCUUCCAGAGAAGACCAGGGAUGGACUCUGAAAUCCUCAGCAUCGUAAACCUGAAUGUCAGUCAGUCAGAUGAAGGAAGCAGGAAUGGAGUCAGCCGUGGCGCAGCUACAGGAAGAAACCAUCUUGGUCUCAUUGUGUCACUGUCAGUUAUUCAGGGAUCAUUCUGGUGGCUGGUAUUCUCUUAAUCUAUAUUAGGUGCCAAACUAACAUUGGAUCCUCAGCUUCCCCCCACUAUGAAAUGACAUCAACAUCUCAGCAUGUCUAAAUUAGAAAGACCCUCAAAUUUAUUCCAAACAUCUAAAACUUAAAAUGACAGUUAAAAGCUGAGGUGUGGCUUGUAGUGAAAAGCACAGAGAAGUUAAUUAGAGUAGAAUAAUAGAAGCUCGGAUCCAUUUAUCGUUUAACCUACAUUAAGCAAAUUCAGAUUGUGGUUCGGCUCGGAACCACUUUGAUUUGUGCCUUUGUCAUGUGUUUUCUAAUGCUGGCCGUAUAUAUGUCACGUGAUAGAUUGGCUGGGAUUUUUUAGAGAUUUCUUUGCACUGUUUGCCAUUAAGAGCGCUGUGGAGCCCAUCGAGAAUGAAACUUUAACUUUGGUUUAAAAAAAAUUACCGAAAGAAUUUAUAUUUCAUAACGAAGUCAACAGAGCAAACAUUAUGGCGCACAACAAGUUCAUGCACCAAAUUUGGAACGAGUCCAAAUUAAGUUUCUUUCAAAGCUUUACUUCACAACAUGAACCACACUAAAUGUGUAAACCUUAUGCAAAAGUAUUUAUUAUAGCACUGAAACUUUUUCUUAUUUAUUUAUUUGGUUUUUAGUAUAAAGGUGCUUUUAAAACUCCUAAAUGAAAAAAGGUCCUACGUUUUCCCGACAGAAUUUUGUGUGUUUUACAUCCAAGCACAACUUUCCUGAAAAGAGAAACACGUUUUUAUUGAAGUUACUUUCUGCCAGUAAAAUGUUUUCAUGUUUGCAGAUCCGUUUUGUCUUUAGGUUGUUCUAGCUGCCAAAAACAACAGUGUUGUGGUGCUAAGAGGGAAAAGUCCCGUAAAUUGUUUAGUAAAAUUUAAAUUAUGAGAGAUUUUUACUUACACCGUCUUGAUGUUUUCGAACUGGACAUGACAAUGAGGGAUGGAUCUCUCUGAAAAACUGAGUUUACUUACAGGGUACCCACACGCUUAAGGUAUUACCCUGCUUCAUCUACCUUAUGACUCUCAUGGGGAUCAUGGUUUAGAAAGUGAGCAUCAUGUUUAUCUCAUAAGACUAGAAAAAGGUGGCUGACAGCAUGAACUCAUCUGGGAGAUGUUUACAGAGUUCACAAAGUAAAUCGCCAGUCGACCCCAAGCUGUUCAAGUAUUUAAGCAUUAUUGUAUUUUCACUAAAGCACUGCAUUAUACUGAAUAAUAGAAGUCUUUAACUUUGAGUAGCAUUCCAGAUGUGGUUAUGUAUUAUGUGAUACUGUAUGGUAGACAAUGUGCCCAUUAAGCAUUAGGGCACUUUAUUAGAAACUUUAUCAAAUGUUGAAAGUUGAAUGUGAAGGAUCAUAGUUAGAGGGCUGUGGGACAUUGGCUACCAGCUGCUUAUCACUAAAGGAAAGAAAGGUGAUUCAUGCCUUACGUUUUUAUCUUCUGUCGUUUUCUGCUUCAUGGCCUGAUUACAGUGAAUUUAUGGGACCAUACUGUAUGUUUUUUGACUCUCCAAGAAAUGCAUUAGGCACAUACAGAGUAUACAUUUUUGUAGCAAUAAUAACUGCUCUUUAACUGUUGAAAUGGAUGUUUUCAGGUACAUGAUCACAUUUUUACCUGGUUAAUGAAAUUUCCUUGGUAUCUCUAACAAAAGGGUAAUGAUAAGUGGCCCUAUCAUUAUAUUUAUAGCGACAGUUUCAUGUCUUUCAAUGUGCUUUCCUAUGUUACA